AUGGUUCUUUGUUUCCCAGGUCAACAAAUCCGAUGCGGGAUCCCAUCGGAUCCGAGACCGUCAGCAUCCAAUGCGAUUCCGUCACCAGGAUUUCAUCGGAUCCGUCGAAUUGCUAACUUUAUUUUUAUUCCGGGCUACAACAAUGGAGCUCAGCCAUAUGGAAAAUGGGCGGCUCGAGAUAUGACAGCAUAUAGUUCCUGGACAGUUAAUCAAAACUACAACUAUGAUAUUUACUUUGUAAAUCUUUACAUAAAUUUUAAAGGUCAACAUAUUCAAGCUUUACAAGGUUCUGAAGGUCUCGGUUAUAACUAUCCACGCAAUGCACUGACCUAUUCAUUUGGUUAUCCAUACAAUUUGCAAUACGGCCAAGUCAUGCAAUACUGUUCCGGUAAAGCUGCAGCUUCCAAAUAUGGCAAUGGCUUUAAUAGUCAAACCAUUCCAUGCGAUAUGACUGGUGGUUGCUCUGGUGGACCUUGGUUUCAAAGCUUUGUUACAACAACGGGUGUUGGUACUAUUACAUCAUUGAACAGCUUUAUCAUUAACAGUAUUGCUGACUACAUGAAUGGACCCUAUUUUGACUCAUCAAUUUGGUCACUCUAUCAGCAAUGUGCAACCAAAUAA
Adineta ricciae is the source of this 621-nucleotide messenger RNA. The record is from the annotation of a GenBank genome assembly. Lineage: Eukaryota; Metazoa; Rotifera; Eurotatoria; Adinetida; Adinetidae.